AUGGCGGGUACUCGAUCUGAGUACGGAGAGCUCCUAUACUCCUCAGGUACUGUAUCCACUGGGGGAAUGGGUGCCUACCACCAUGAUACGCCCCGAUGGCUGUUCCAAGCCACUGGAACCCAGAGGUCUAAGCUUAGCUCCACUGAGGCAGUUCUGAUGCUGCGUGCACCUACUGGAACCGGCCUCGUCUACCAUGCCAAUGCAGGCAAUCCUCGUGGCCGUGGCUAG
Molecule: messenger RNA, 228 nt
Organism: Penicillium argentinense
Lineage: Eukaryota; Fungi; Ascomycota; Eurotiomycetes; Eurotiales; Aspergillaceae
Exons: 1
Coding region: 1-228 (75 amino acids)
Source: RefSeq, a predicted model, not a curated record